AUGUUGACCAUUCGCUCUUUGUCGCUACUGUUUGCCCUCGGGGCUUUCUCCCUCGUCGAUGCGGCACCGCAGAACAGAGGAAAUAGGGGUGGUAGGAACAGGAAUAAUCAGGGGGCGACUAGAGGCGGAGGACAAACGCAGAAGCAAGCUACGGCUUUUCAGCAGGCGCAGCAGAUACCGCAGGGCGUCUCGACGGCGACGGAUGGAAGCACUAUCUUGGAUAUGACGGCUAACGUAAACGGCCUCCCUCUCCGCUUCAAAGUCUCCGCACCCGCCGACCAAUUUACAGCAGACUCCGGUGUCGACGGCGGGGCCCAGACGGCGGGCGCAGCCGGUGACCUAGGUCUAAACGUCCUUCUACACGGUGACGGCGGACAAUCAUUCUUCGAUUUCCCGAAUCAAGCUGUACAGGACGGUCUCGCGGGAGUCGCCGUCCUAGCACCAGACCCAAACCUAUUCUGGGGUGGCGGUUCCGGACUCGACCGCACCGACGGUGUGGCCCACGCCCAGGCCGUCGCAGACCUGGUUGCGGAUAUCAUGCCCCAGGUCCUAGCAUUUAACUCCAGCCGAGUGAGCUUUACGGGAGUGUCUGGUGGCUCGUUGUUGCUGAGCGGGUUCUUGAUGCCGGGGCAUAUGUCGCAGUUUGCCGGUGCCGGAAAGGAGUCCCAAGUCUUACUUAACUGCGGCGGAUUAGAACCGCAAGUCGAUGUAGCGGAUGCGGAUGCUGCUGCGUUAGCAGAGACGCGUGUGCAUUUCCAGAGCACGCAGCAAGAAUUAACGCUCCUCCAACCCGCGAUCCCGGCAGCCAUCAAAGCCUACGAGCAGAUCGCCACAUCGCAAGGCCUGGACGCAGCAGCCGUCGGGGCCCUACAGACGGUAGAUAACUCACCAAAUGGCGGGCACUGCGAGUUUGACGAGCAGGACUUCGUAAGCGGCGUACAACUUAUGGCCGAUUCCUUCUCGGCUGUAGUACAGGGCGGUGAUGGAACCCUAGCGGGAACUAAUGUUAAUGUGCUAAACCCGGUUGUUGGAAACGAGGAAUUAGCCUUCUCGGGGGCUUCGUAA
This is a messenger RNA of Daldinia childiae, 1065 nucleotides long. RefSeq lists its product as uncharacterized. The transcript is spliced from 2 exons. Bases 1 to 1065 code for a protein of 354 amino acids. Lineage: Eukaryota; Fungi; Ascomycota; Sordariomycetes; Xylariales; Hypoxylaceae. The record is from RefSeq and is a predicted model, not a curated record.